AUGGCCGCUGAGACAACCACCGCGGUGACUGGUACACAAACUCAAACUUUGACUUCUGUCAGUAGCCCUUCAUUCAUUCAGAGAUUGUUAGAGCAGUGGUUUCAAAUCAGUGCAUCGGGACAUGUCACAUGCUCUAGGAAAUCGAUUUUUCUACUUUCACAAUUGCGAACUACCGUGAAAAGAUCACCAGAACCACUGAUCAACGAUGCACAACUUGACGCUAGAAAUCCGCCACCAAUUCCUCCAUAUUUGAGUAUAUUCGCAGCUUCUAAGAUAUCAUCGGCUUGCAGUUGUUUGUCAUUGCCAACUCCCAGCACUACCGUAACAUCCACUGUACAACAAACUAGUACUGCGACUUCCACGCCACCUGCUGUCACUUCUCAAGUUCAAACAGUCACUUUUGUCACAGUAACGACAACAGCUAUCAAUACUAUUACUGAAGUUCAAACGCUGACCAAAACGAUCUCUACCACCACAACUGCGACCACAACUACUACCGUGAUUGUGACAGAAACUCCAACACCACCGGUAGCCUACUGCGAUCAAAUGACAACUCCUGGUCCAUACUCCUUCCUUUUUGGUGGACCAGCAUACAAUGAGAUCUACACCGGAGAUUACAAUCUACGCAAUUGUUGUAGGAUCUGCUGGGACAUUGAAGAAUGUGUCGCUUUCACAUUCGAAGGUAGCGAACCAGACCAAGUGGCGUUCUGUAGCUAUUCUCUUAGCGUUACACCUACUGUAUCACCCAUUCCGAAUCCACCGUCUUACUGUCCAUCCGGCGUCGAAGAAGAGGAACGACUUGCAGACCAAACCUUUUUUGCUUAUACCUAUUCUGGACCUUGCGAUCUUGCAGGUGUACAGUAUGUUAAUGGCGGCUAG
Messenger RNA from Botrytis deweyae, 879 nucleotides. RefSeq lists its product as uncharacterized. NCBI's taxonomy places the organism in Eukaryota, Fungi, Ascomycota, Leotiomycetes, Helotiales, Sclerotiniaceae. The transcript is spliced from 4 exons. The coding region runs from base 1 to 879 and encodes 292 amino acids. The record is from RefSeq and is a predicted model, not a curated record.